Messenger RNA from Caenorhabditis remanei, 1365 nucleotides. RefSeq lists its product as uncharacterized. Bases 1 to 1365 code for a protein of 454 amino acids. Gene Ontology annotation, cellular component: cAMP-dependent protein kinase complex; nucleus. Gene Ontology annotation, biological process: peptidyl-serine phosphorylation. Gene Ontology annotation, molecular function: cAMP-dependent protein kinase activity; ATP binding. The record is from RefSeq and is a predicted model, not a curated record. The transcript has 8 exons. Lineage: Eukaryota; Metazoa; Nematoda; Chromadorea; Rhabditida; Rhabditidae.
AUGACAAUCUCAUCGGCGCCAUCAUCCCGCCGUUGUUCGUCCUCAUCGUUGUGCUCAUCUGAAACCGACGAGCUGACAACCAACACUAACACUUCCUCGUGUACGACGUCUUGCUCCUCGGAAGACGAUAACGAUGAAUCUGAAUCUGAAUCCGAUCUCACAACGCCGUCCUCUUCUGAAGGAAGUUGUGAGAGCUAUGAUGAUGAGGAGGAGCCCGAAGGAGAAGAGGACCACUCGUUGACUCCACAGCCUAAUAACACGGCAUGUCUCGACGAUUUCGAUCGGAUAAAAACAUUGGGAACCGGCUCGUUUGGCCGGGUGAUGCUUGUCAAACAUAAACAGUCCGGCAACUAUUAUGCCAUGAAAAUUCUUGACAAACAAAAGGUAGUCAAACUCAAACAAGUGGAGCACACGUUGAACGAGAAGCGCAUCCUUCAAGCCAUCGAUUUUCCGUUUUUGGUCAACAUGACAUUCUCGUUCAAGGACAACUCAAAUCUCUACAUGGUUCUCGAAUUCAUUUCCGGUGGCGAAAUGUUCUCACAUCUCCGCCGAAUCGGACGUUUCUCUGAGCCACACUCUCGCUUCUACGCUGCUCAAAUCGUUUUGGCUUUCGAAUAUCUUCACUCGUUGGAUUUGAUUUAUCGUGAUCUUAAACCAGAGAAUUUGCUCAUCGACUCCACCGGAUACUUGAAGAUCACCGAUUUCGGAUUCGCCAAACGUGUCAAAGGAAGAACGUGGACUUUGUGCGGCACUCCAGAAUACUUGGCACCAGAGAUCAUUUUGUCAAAGGGAUACAACAAAGCUGUCGAUUGGUGGGCACUUGGAGUGUUGAUCUAUGAAAUGGCUGCAGGAUAUCCACCAUUCUUCGCCGAUCAACCAAUCCAGAUCUAUGAGAAGAUCGUGUCAGGAAAGGUCAAAUUCCCGUCUCACUUCUCCAAUGAGUUGAAGGACUUGCUCAAGAAUCUUCUUCAAGUCGACUUGACAAAACGUUACGGAAAUUUGAAGAACGGAGUUGCCGACAUCAAAAACCACAAAUGGUUCGGAAGUACCGACUGGAUUGCAAUCUAUCAGAAAAAGAUCACGCCGCCCUCAUUCUCCAAAGGAGAAUCCAACGGACGGCUCUUCGAGGCUCUGUAUCCACGAGUCAAUGGUCCAGACGAUACGCGUCAUUUUGUGGAAGAAGUUCAAGAGCCAACGGAAUUCGUGAUUGCUCCAACACCGCAGCUGGCGGAGUUAUUUAUCGAAGCUCCAUUCCUUCCAAAAUGCCGUGGACCUGGUGACGCCUCCAACUUUGACGAUUACGAGGAGGAGCCACUUCGCAUCUCGGGUACCGAGAAAUGCUCCAAAGAGUUCGCCGAGUUUUAA